AAACGGUAGUGUAAAGAAUUCUUUUCCAGUUGUUUAGAUGUUUAUAGUAUUAAAUUUUAUAUUUAAACUGGCUAAAUUUUAAUUGUGACACAUUCCAAAUAGUUAAACGCAAGUUAUGUAGUUAUUUUUAACAAAAGUUUGCUUGAAUGUGCUAUUAUGUAGGCGCGAAAGGCAGGUGCUAAAAAAGUGGACGCGUGUGUUUCCAUGGUUGAUACCAAAAAAUCCUGUAUUUAUGAAGUCAAUUGUGGGGAGACAAUGUCUGUGACAACCCCACGUCGAUCUUUGCGUAUUCCUCAUACGCACACUCCGAAAAUGUCUGAAAGAAAGAAAUCUUUGUUUGUGGAGAAUGAGGCAUCGAGGGAGUCCCUGACGAAACACCGGCAUCUUCCCGUGGUGGACAGCGAAAGCGACAGUGAUGAGUGCGAUCUAGGGAUCAUCAGCACCCUGGACCAAAGCUCUGGAGAUGAAACCGACCACAGUUUACCGAAAACACCAGAAAGGAACCUUUGGCAUGAAACAAGAGGCCACAAUAAGUCUAUGAACAGUUUGAAGAACUUCAUGAAGUCCCCCUUCACGUUAAAGAAGUAUCAAACUAGACAUUCCUUUCCGGAUACACAAUGUGGUUCCUUAUCAACACCAGUUACACCACAUAUACAACACCACCCGGGCACACCAUCUUCUACUCAUUCAUGUGCCAGCGCCCAUACUGUCUCCUCAACCUCAAGCAAGGCACGGAAAAGCCUUGCCAGUCUUAUCGCGGAAACAGAGAGUUGCAGCAGUUCGCUAAAAGACCUCAAUUUUGACACUGAUUCAGGCACUGACUCAAAAGAAAACACGCCAACUAAAACAUUACGACGCUCGUCUAGAAGGCACAAAAUGACGCCAAAAUUCCAGAGCUUUAAAGGCAUAUUAGUUGAGCAGAAGAAAAAUGUCACUCCAAUAAAAACCGCAGUAGUCUGCUUGACUAAAAUGGAUAUGAGUAGUUACUUAUCACCGACACAGAUGUUGAAAACGCCACACAAUACUUCAGAAAAUAAAUCUCCCCCGAAAUUGAGUCACCGACGAUCAGUUAUAGAAAUAGCUGAGAGUCCAGAGUCUUGUGAGAGUGAAAAGAGUUAUAAAAGGCUUCACUACGAAGGGAUGGCUGAUAUAGGUCCAAUGCCAAAACAACCUCGAUUAGAUCCAUCUGUAGCACCGAAAGCUCGAUUAUCUCUCUUCAAUAGCGACAGACUUAAAGAAAUUCUUUCUACUAAGUCAUUCUAUGGUAAAUCAAACCCAGACUUGAACACCACCAUCACUGCAAAACUAUCGAAUGCUAUAGAAACUGUGAAUACACAACGUCGUCGUCCAUUCUCCCAUUCUCAUUCCCAUAGACGUAAAAGGAAGCCUGGUCAGAUUAAUAUGGGUGUCAGGCAUAAAAUUCGAAAGCCGAAAAUACCUAAGUCGAAAGUCACAAGUGGACAAGGAUUUAAUAAUUCAGCUCCUAUCAAUAUUAAUGCAAGUUUUGAACAUUCUACAGCGAAUAAGUCAUUGAAUAACGAUAUUUCAAUCAUAAGCCAGUCAUCUAUUGAUGACAAAGCAGACCCUUUUGACAAAGAAAAGCAAACAAUAGACGCACUACUCAGCCAAUGGACUGAGGAAGAGGUCCCGGAAUCCGAACUGGUUUACACAAAGCCUCAGGAGUUACCGUGCUUCAACAGCACGGUCAUUGAAGCAACCAGUCAAAUAUUUCAGCCUGUCACCGCAGUACCAGUUAUGGAUGGUUUUAAACCGCUGGAUUCUGAGACUGUUAUUGUGGAAUUGGGUGCUACAAAUGCUAAUUUAGCAUCAAAAGAACAACAAAAUAUACCUGAAAAUGGUCUUAAUAUGCAACAGAAUGUGAUUGAUUUGAGUAGUGUAGUACAAUCCGGUCAAGAUGUAGUAAUGAUGGAUCAGGAAGGCCACGUUAAUGCUCAUGGGGAUAUGUCUAAAGAUGGACAGUACUUGCCAGUGGAAGGAGGCUAUAUACUUGUGGACGGAACAAUGGUACAUGGCCAAAAAGAGAUACCAGAUUUGGACGAAAUAGAGCGUGAACUAAAAAUGCUCGAUGAGCAGAUAUUACAAAUGGUGCAAUCCAAUAACAUAGAUGCAGAUGCAGUUUUGUCUUCCACCGAAUCUGAGUCUUAUGUCACAAACUUAGAAGUCGCCAACUCUACCGAAGACAACAAGGAGAAACCACAGAAACUUUUCUCCAUAUUUAGUGAACCUAACCCUGGCAUUAGUAUUCCAAGAUCUAAGGAAUCAGAUUUGUCAGCUGCUGAGGAAAAAAGCAAGAAAGUCUUACUUAAAAGUGGGAAUAAUCAAUACAUCAUUGAUGCUGGACAAAAGAAAUUCGGUGCUACGCAGUGCACGGAAUGCGGCGUUAUUUACCAGAUUGGUGAUCCUGAAGAUGAACAUGAUCAUUUAGUUCAUCACAACGCUACCGAUGUACUAAGGUUCAAUGGCUGGAAGGAAGAGUGUAUAGUAGACAGAACGGCUACCGGCCGUUGCAUCAAAAUUCGCGGAGGCGAAUCCGGCUGGAAGCGAGUGGAAAGUGUACUAUCUCGAGUCGUCCACCCGCAACUGGGAUACGCUCCGGAACUGCCGAGGCAACAACACGCUUAUACUGCAUACUUGUUCAUUGAAAAGAAGCAAAUAGUUGGAUGUUUGAUAAUGGAACCAAAGUCAAGGGCCUACAAACUGUUACCCGGAGAGCCAGAUUGCUGCAGUGUUGAAGAUUAUCCUGUCAAGUGCGGGGUAUCACGGAUUUGGACGCACAAGUCGUUUCGACGCAAGGGCAUUGCGGUGAGACUGUUGGAGUGCGCCCGCGCCUCCCUUUUGCAUGGGAUGGCGGUCGUCCGCUCCGACGUAGCGUUCAGCGCCCCCACUCCCGCGGGAAAAGGUCUCGCCACAACUUACUGUGGGACACCCAACUUUUAUGUGUAUUUGGACUGAUCUGUGAAGUGUUAGUGAGUGUGACUACAUUAAAUUUUGAAUGGUGUCAAUCCUUAAGUGCCUUUUCGUGAUCCACAUCUACGGACAUACUGUGUUUGUAUAUGUUGAUGUGUGUGGCGUGCACAGGGUUUUCGACUAGAUGGCGUAAAAUGGAAAAAUUCCACUCCAAUACGAGUUAUAUAAAAUAAUUUGGGUAUGCAGUGCUUUUGUGCAUGUAUGAAGUGACCGCCACUGUUGAUAUGGAUCAUGUUAUAUUAAUAUGAGUUUGGAUUGGUUUGUGAAGUGUUUCUAUGUUACUCGUGUACAAGUGACGUUUUUAUUUUUGAAUUGGAUUGCGUUAAGUAAUGCCUAUAAUAACGUUAAAUUCAAUAUAUUUUUUUAUUGUGCUGCAUAAUUCGAUAAACCAUAACAAAGACCAAUUGUAGAUUUAAUGUGUGAACGCAAGUUAAUGUAUUUGGACUGAUUUCUAAAGCGUUAACGUUUUAUCAGUGUGCCCGUGAGUACGUUUUGAAUGGCACGUUUGUACGCUCAGAUGUGGCAUACAUGUAGGAAAUUUUAUUAUUAAUAGAACACAGCUUAGCAAGACCAGUCAGUCAAAAGAGCAGAGAUCUACUUACAGAAAUGUCCUUUUCUCUGGCAUGCAAUUACAGAUGGCUGCAUAGAAGUUUGCUGCUGUGAAAUAGACAGUGUACUUGAGAUAAUUAAAACCAGAAAAGUGGUUUUUGUUUCGAUUAAAAAAAAAACAAUCUGCAUUGCCAUCUUUUUAAAAACUUUCAAAAAAAUUCACUGACUGGUUUAGAGCUCUCCUACAAAAUAGAUAAGGUAGCUUAUCUGUUAUGUAGCAGGACGCGUCAAAGAUUCAAUUUUGGAUACCAUUUUCCAAAAGUUAUUUUCCAACCAUUGGGAACAAUAUUUUGAUCUGAAAGGUAGAACAGAUAGUAUCUCCUAUUCUUUAAUGUACAAUGUUUAUUGUGAUUUUGCCAAAUUUGCAUAAAGCAUGAAAGCUAUAUCAUUAGCAUUUGAUUAUACUUACUAAACAAAAAGUUGAACGAUAAAUUAUUGCCCUUACAAGAUUGAAACCGUAAAGGCAUAGUUUGACUCACAGGCCAAGCUGGUACAUAACGAAUGCUCAAAACUUUAGAUUGGGACCAAGAUAUGUGAUUUUAGAAUUUAAUCCUUAGGAUUGCUUUAUACUGCAAUUAUAUUGUAAUUCGGUAUUGUUUUCACUUUAUGUGCCAAAUUGGUGCAAAUAUUUGUUAUGGAUGUGCCUUAAAAUAGAUAUUUUAUGUUAAUUUUAUUUGUCGUAAGAAGUUUAAGAAAAUAUAUAAAAAUGAAAAUGUUAGUAACAUAAAAUUUCAUGGGCAUUUUCGAUGUUGUAUUGGGGUUUCCUAAUCGAGACGCCGCGUAAAGCAAACUGACGAAACGAAACAGGCCUUUUAGAGCAUUUUUAUAUAUAUAUAUCUUCAUGUCACAUAUUUUAUUUAUGUAAAAUUAUGACAAAUAAUAAUAUAUUGCAAAACAAUUUACCAGGGCACCAUAAUGGCAUGGACUUUAACUUUACCAAGCUACAAACUUUUUGAUUUUUCUGAUUGUUCUGGUAUUUAUUAUGUUUUUUUAGGAUAUGUUUGGAAUCUCUAAGAGAUAUUUAAAAACAAGAUUGAGUACUUACUGUAAUAUUUUUUUAUAUUCUUGAUAGUAUUUAGAAAACAUGCUUUAAAACAAUUGUACAAUAGUCACUUAGUUUGGUAAGAUUAUGCAUUUUUUUUUAAACUCUAAAUUUAAAAGUAACACCCUGAUAACUUCUUGAUUUUUGAUUUUCUGAUACUGCAUGCAAAACGCAUUUUUUAAAGGUCAAUUAUUAUGACAUCUCAUUAAUCCAUACUCAGUUUGAUGUCAAAAAUUUCCAUUGAAUGCCAUAGUAACUCAAGCAUCAAUUGUGAAAAUUAAGUUAAAUAUACUGUAAAGUACCAUUAAUCUGUCAACAUUUUACUUGAAAACUUUCUCUAACAUCAAUGGUACAUAUGUAAAUUAUUUACCAUUUCUUAAAUCUUAUCUAAUAGCAGAUAAUUUACGCACUAAACAAUUUUUAUUCGUUUUAAGUUUUAUUUUAACAUAUUACAGGCAAAUCCUGCAUGUGCAAAGUGAACAUUGCUCAGAUAGACUUGAUUUUGCACAUUGCUUUAGAGCAUUCUUGUAAUAUGUUUACCUCAGUCAAACGCUUACUUUGCUCUCUAUUUAAUGUGUAAUGACUAUUUUAAAUAAUACUUAGUCUUAUGGGCCAUUAUUCACUGUAAUAUUGUAAUCUUGAUUUCCAAACUCAGUCUAUGACACUUCUUCAUACAAUUUCCUAAAAUUAUGAUGUCACAAAUUUUAGUCAUGCAUGUGUUAUAAUAAGAAUGUAAUAGAAGAACGUAUUUUUCGAUUUAAAUUCUAAAACAUCUUCCUAUAAGAACUUAUCAAUGUCCAAAAAUGUAUGUGAGAAUCUAAGAUAACAAUGGAAAAGUCGGGUUUUGCAUUUUAGCUCCUCUUAGGGUUUAUAAAGGUUUUCGCAUUAUAUCCUAAAAAGAAUUUCUGAUCCUUAAUUUUAUUUCUUCAUAAUAUUUUAUUUUACGCAUUUUAUAUUUGCUUUUUAUUAUUUUAAUUUAUUCACUUUUUUGUCUGCAUUCUAAUGUCUGUGUUUUUAGUUAAAUACCAGUCUAGAUAUAAAUUACAACAUAUGUUGAAAAACUCCAACUUCAAAUAAUAACUUAAUGAAACAAAACAACUUGCGUUCGUAGUAGAGUUUUUGUGACAGAGCUUGUCUGGAGAAGUACUACUGCUACAUAUUACUACUACAACAUACGUUUCUAUGCUGGUAUAAAAUUAAAGACUUGCCACAUUCGGUUUAGAUAUAUGUUUUUAAUAUAUUAGAGGCGAGUCCAAAGAUGUUUGUACCUUUACAUUGCCAUAGAAUUGUAAAUAAUAUUUAUUUAGUAAUUUUGUUGUUUUAAUUACAAACGAAGGUUUUGUACGAACUCGCACGUUGAAUACAUGAUGCUGACAUGUUAUUUUAAGCUUGGAUUGUAAUUCUUUUUUCAGACAUUGCACUUAUGUCAAUUUGGUUUUAAUAAAAAUAUUUUUUGAUAA
This is a messenger RNA of Pararge aegeria (speckled wood butterfly), 6099 nucleotides long. RefSeq lists its product as uncharacterized. The coding region runs from base 205 to 2973 and encodes 922 amino acids. The record is from RefSeq and is a predicted model, not a curated record. Gene Ontology annotation, biological process: mitotic sister chromatid cohesion. NCBI's taxonomy places the organism in Eukaryota, Metazoa, Arthropoda, Insecta, Lepidoptera, Nymphalidae. Gene Ontology annotation, cellular component: nucleus; chromatin. Gene Ontology annotation, molecular function: protein-lysine-acetyltransferase activity. The transcript has 10 exons.